CCAAAAACGAACUGAAAUUAUAAAGAUUUGAAAUAGUAAUUUUUUUAGACAACUUAAAAAAUCUAUAUUAUAAAACAAAGAGAAUAGCUUCAUAGUUUGGCUUCAAGUCCUAAUCUACAUCAAAACUCACCAAAUUUUCUGUCACCAUCAAUUAACCAAUUAUAAAUUAGAUAAGUUAGUCAAAUUAGUAUUAUUCUCUCACUUUUAAACUCUUCUACAUAUUCACUUUAAUCCCCCUUUUUGAAAUUUCAAGUUAUAUUCAAGUAUAUACUUUGCUCACAAAAGUGAUCCUUAAAUUUGACAUCUUACCGACAGAUAGACUAACCACACUUUGCUCACAAAGAAAGUUCCUCUCACUCUUAAAAAAAAAAAAAUAGCUCUUCUUGCUUGUCAUUUAAAAAACCUUGUACCUUAAAUCCGACGGUCCAUAUUUCAUCUUCAUCGUCCAAUACAUAAUUUUCUACGAAUGUCCAUACAAUUUAUCUUAAUAAUUUUCCGAUCUUCUCAAAUUUCAUUCGUUGACCCACCUCAGAUCUAGGCUAAAUUACUCAAAAAUUUCUCUAAAUUCCUAUCUUUUUCAUAAAACCCAUCAUCCAAAAUCUACGAUUUUGAGGAUAUUUGCUCUUGGAUCUGUCAAUCUGUAAGUUUGAAUACUUCAAAGUUGUAAUCUUUUUAUUUGAUUCAUUCGAUUAUAUUAUAUAGUUUUGAAUUAUUAUUGUUGAUUAUAUUGUUAGUAGUUAGUACUAUAGACAAUGGAUAGUGGGUAUUCAGCUGUUCCUAAAGAAAAAUUUGUUGAAUUACAAUUGCAAAACAAUGAUUCAUCAACACUUAUACCAGUUGCUAGUAAUGGGUAUACAAAACCAUCAAAUGGGGUUGAUCCAUAUGAUGGUAAUGUUGACAUUGAUGAUUCUGAAUUUGAUAAUUAUCCUAGUUAUCCGUUGAUUGUUGGUGGGAUUGGUAAAGGAUCAGGGGUUCCUGGUGCAGUUUUUAAUCUUACAACUUCCAUUAUUGGUGCUGGGAUUAUGGCUUUGCCUGCUGCAAUGGGGGUUCUAGGGUUAGGUUUAGGGAUGGUUUUGAUAGUUGUUAUCGGGGUUUUGUCGGAGAUUAGUGUCGAAUUGCUGGUGAGAUUCGCGGUACAUUGUAAAGCAACAUCGUAUGGAGAGGUUGUUCAGUUUGCCCUAGGCCGUCCUGCGAGGAUUUUGUCCGAGAUUUGUAUUAUUGUGAACAAUGCAGGGGUUUUGGUUGUUUAUUUGAUCAUUAUUGGGGAUGUAAUGUCGGGUUCAUAUCAUCAUAUUGGGGUGUUUGAUCAGAUGAUGGGUAAUGGGGUUUGGGAUAAGAGGAAGCUUGUGAUCUUGGUGGUUUUGAUCAUCUUUUUAGCACCGUUGUGUGCGUUGGAGAAGAUUGAUUCCUUGAGCUUAACUUCAGCUGCUUCAGUUGCUCUUGCGGUGGUGUUUGUUGUUGUUACGUGUUCCAUUGCACUUGUUAAGGUCAUUGAAGGGAAGAUUGAUCCUCCUCGAAUGACACCGGAUUUUAGUUCUAAAAAGGCGAUUGUGAAUCUGCUGGUGGUGAUCCCAGUGAUGACGAAUGCGUAUGUUUGCCACUUCAAUGUUCAGCCUAUUUAUAAUGAGCUUGAUGGACGUUCUCCUCAAAAGAUGAAUCGCGUAGUAAGAAUCACAACACUUGUCACUGUUGUGAUUUAUGGUUUUACUGCCUUUUCAGGCUAUUUGCUUUUCGGGAAGAAUACUGAAUCUGAUGUUCUCACCAAUUUUGAUACAGAUCUUGGAAUUCCUUACAGUGCUGCCCUGAAUUAUAUUAUUAGGAUUGGAUACAUAUUGCAUCUUGUUCUUGUUUUUCCAGUUAUUCAUUUCUCUCUUCGGGAGGCAGUUAAUGACUUGUUUUUUAGCAAUUCACCUCUUCAUGAGAGUAGGAAAAGGCUUUACAUACUAACUUCUGUGUUGUUGGCCCUGCUGUAUCUUGGUUCAACAAUGAUUCCGAGCAUUUGGACUGCUUUCAAGUUCACGGGGGCGACAUCAGCAGUAUCAUUAGGUUUCAUAUUUCCAUGUCUUAUUGCGUUACGGCUGAAUGGACAAGGGCAAAGUUUAAGCCAUGGAGAGAAGUUUUUCUCAUGGACCAUGUUGAUAGUGGCUGCAAUAGUUGGUAUAAUUGGAGUAAUUGGCAAUGUUUACGGGCUCCAAGACCAUUCUUAGAGAUUAAUAUCAAAAGUAGGCUUCUUUUAGUUGAUACUCUUUGGAGGUGAUGAGGAGAUCUAUACAGGUUAAAUCGGAUCUUCUGCUGUGGAAAUUGGAGGAUCCCUGGAAGUGGAGAGUGUAUCAAUACAUCAUUGAGUUUGUCCAUAUGUAAAGUGUUCCACAAUGGGCCAUAACAAUUGUUUACCCAUUACUGCAUUAUGCAGGUGGAUCUAAGCAUAGUUUUUUGCUCGAUAUUGGAGGUCGUGAUUGACUGUCUGAAAUCGUUCGAUCAUUGGAUGGCUCGACAUGGAAGGUGAGACUCUUAAGAGAACUGCUGCAUCGCGAGGAUUUGGAGGCUCCUUCUAUUUAGGCACACAUUCUUAGCACUAGUGCGCAGCAGUUCUCUUGAGGUCAGCUGUGAUGGACGCGCGCUGUACUAAAUGCAGUCAGAGUCACAGGCUCACAGCAAAAAAAGGUCAUCAUACUGUGAGUCUGUGACAUAUCCGCAAAUACAGGGUUUGUUCUACUAUUGAGGUCAGCUUCUUAUGCAUGCAUAUCGUGCACUAAACUAAAGUCAAUGUUUAAAUUAUUAGGAUACUCUAAUUAGUGCGUAGUGCACAAAUAAGUUUGAUUCUUUCGUAUAUGGAGUAUUAGCAUUAUUGUCUGCCAAACUACUGAAUUCUUGAGUGACAAAUUUAUGACUAUUCUUAUCAGUUACUUUAAGGGUAUCUUUUAGGUAAUUGUUAGGAUAGUAUCUUUUAUGUAAUCUUACCAUGAAAAAUUUGUACUUAGUUUAGCUGUUUAGGAAUGUUCCUAUCCUCUUAUUCUUUCCUAUUCUUGGUAAGUUUCUCAUGUAUCAUGUAUAUCAGUUACUAUAUAUAUAUGUUGCAAUACAGUAAAUACAAGGCUGAGUUUUUACAA
Beta vulgaris subsp. vulgaris (sugar beet) is the source of this 3110-nucleotide messenger RNA. RefSeq names its product amino acid transporter AVT6E. Gene Ontology annotation, biological process: amino acid transmembrane transport. Gene Ontology annotation, molecular function: amino acid transmembrane transporter activity. Bases 753 to 2207 code for a protein of 484 amino acids. The record is from RefSeq and is a predicted model, not a curated record. The transcript has a single exon. NCBI's taxonomy places the organism in Eukaryota, Viridiplantae, Streptophyta, Magnoliopsida, Caryophyllales, Amaranthaceae.